Molecule: messenger RNA, 513 nt
Organism: Helobdella robusta
Lineage: Eukaryota; Metazoa; Annelida; Clitellata; Rhynchobdellida; Glossiphoniidae
Exons: 4
Coding region: 1-513 (170 amino acids)
Biological process (GO): diphosphoinositol polyphosphate metabolic process; diadenosine hexaphosphate catabolic process; adenosine 5'-(hexahydrogen pentaphosphate) catabolic process
Cellular component (GO): nucleus; cytoplasm
Molecular function (GO): endopolyphosphatase activity; diphosphoinositol-polyphosphate diphosphatase activity; bis(5'-adenosyl)-hexaphosphatase activity
Source: RefSeq, a predicted model, not a curated record
AUGGCAAAGCAGAAAACAGCGAGAACUUACGACGAUGAUGGAUUCAGGAGGAGGGCAGCCUGUGUGUGUGUGAAGGACUGCAAUGAGACUGAGAUUUUAUUGGUCUCAGCGAAUCGAGACCCAGAGCUCUGGAUAAUCCCUGGAGGGGGUAUCGAACCCACCGAGGACAUCCAGGUGGCUGCCCUUCGAGAAGUCCUUGAGGAGGCCGGGGUCAAAGGUCGACUGGACAGGUGUCUUGGUGUUUUUGAGAGUAUGGAAUGCAAGACUCGAACGUUCGUGUUUGUGAUGGUGGUCGGAGAGGUUCUUGAUGAAUGGGAUGAAAUGAUUAGCAUCGGAAGGAAGCGGAGGUGGUUUCCGGUUGAUGAGGCGAGGCAUCACUUGAAGAUGCACCGACCGGCACAUCUCCUCUACCUGGACAACUUGAAUAACAACAACAACAGUAAUAAUAAUAAUAAUAAUAAUAGUAAUAAUAAUAACAGUAGUAGUAGUAGUAGUAAUAAAGAAGUUUUGUGA